This is a messenger RNA of Folsomia candida, 1452 nucleotides long. RefSeq lists its product as uncharacterized. Lineage: Eukaryota; Metazoa; Arthropoda; Collembola; Entomobryomorpha; Isotomidae. The transcript has 5 exons. Bases 55 to 1317 code for a protein of 420 amino acids. The record is from RefSeq and is a predicted model, not a curated record.
UGCACCGUCCAGUAUUCACUUAUCAUAAAAUUACCCCCACUUAUUUACGCCAAUAUGCCUUCCUUCAAAUUGGCUUGGAUCAUCCUUACCCUAACUUAUCUGCAGAUAAGGUCCUCCUCCGCGCAGACGAAGCUGUCCCAAUGUCAACUUUCUUGGAAGCCGUACAUCGCCGGGGAAGAGUUCCCCCCCGACGCGGUGCAGCUGGACGGCCCCCUCUUCGUGGCGAGAAUGACGCACCUCUUUGGAUUCAUCUUUGGGCGCAAGUACGCCGCCGGGACGGCGAACAACGACACGAAAGAGGCCUCCUUCGUGCACCCCUUGGCCUGGGGGAAAGUCACCCUGAAAAGUUUCGACUUGCUGGUCAACCCGAACGAUUGUGCGAUCGGGUGGAUGGAUGCCUUUGGAGAGAUUGAAGAACCAGAGUUUGCCCUCCACCUUGAAUCUAACAGAUACGUGGCCAUGCGGAAAUCAGGGGGCAAGAUCGUAGCUGGCACUUUGGUCACCGGAGACAUAAAUUUCUUCCAUGCCGUCGACCCUGAAACGGAUCAAGCUAAGACAGACUUUUUGGCGUGCGAGGCCCUCAAAUCAACCGAGAAUUUGAGACUGACGGUGAAAAAUUUGAAAUUUGUGGAUAAACUGGAGGAAGAGAUUCCAGAUUUUAUGGGAACGGAUUUGAUUGAAAACCAAAGCCCUGCCGUUCUCGAACAUAUCGUCUCCCAUGAGAAGACCGUCAUAAUUCGGCAUGAGAUUUCAGAAUCGCGAUCUUUCGCACAAUCCACCGUCACCACAUUCAGCAUCGGUGUGAGCUUAGGACCCCUCGAGAUAAAUGCGGAAUGGCAGAACAGACACGAUAUCGCGUCCGGCCGUAUGAGCAACAUCGUCAACGAGAAGGAGGAAACGGUCAAGUCGUCGAGGACAAUUAUUGUCCCGCCGUUGACUUCGGUGCACGCCUGCUCGGUCCUCUUCUCCGCAAAGUCGCUCGACAUGCCGUACACGGGAGAAGGUGUUUACGGCAUCAAGGGGAGAAGUUCGACCUACGUGGAAGGCAUCCUUAGAGCUGAGGGGUACGACGUUUCCGAGAUUCGGGGAAGAAACGGGACCCACAUCUUUGUCAAUAUUUCUGGGAAUUUUUCCAUUGAGUCACCCAUGCGGACAAAACUUGUCGUUUUCGCAAAAGAUUCCCCAAACAUUCCCGAAGGUUGUGACACAAUUCAGAAAUCAAUCAACGAAUUGAACAAAAUGCGACGUUCCGGGCGUGCCAGCAAGGAGGAAAUUGACACCUUAAAACGCAAAGUCAAAGAAUUACUGCAUGAAUGAGGGAAAAAUAUGCAAUUAUUUACCGAAUAAAUUAAACUUUGUCGCUAAAAACCUGUCGUAACUAACUUUUUAGCAUACAAAUCCAACUAAUAUUUCCAGAAUAAAUUACAAAACAUGAUAUCUCGUCGUAACAAA